CUAAAUUUACAGUUUGCUGUAUUAAAUAUCUUGGAUUAAAUUCCUUAUCAGAAUCAUAUAACAAUAAAAACCACUUCUUAUUAUAUUUGGGAAAAUAAAUUUAUUAUUAUUAUUUCAGAUUAUACAAGUAUUGGUGUCGUCAUUGUUUAUGAAUUCACAUCAAGAUUUCAGUUUUUUUAGUAAGCCAAAAAAUGUUUGUAAGUUUUAUAAAAAGAAUAUUUUUGCUGUUCAAUUCAAGAUGAAUUAACACAAAAACAAGUUUGGUCAUAAUUUCCCCUGUGUUUAAAUAAAAAACAUACGAUCAAAGUUACAAUUCUGAAUAAAAUUUUCUUUUCUUUCCAGAUUGGAAUUGUUCUUCACCAAUCAACGGCACUAAUGAAGCAAUCCACUGGCAGGAUAUUGAACUAGCAGCCACUCCAAACGCCUUCGAAGUGCAAUAAAACAACACAACCACACUAAUUUAAACCAAAGAUUCAGUACAAGCGAAAACGAACUGUAUUAUCAUAGCAAAAAGAAAGGAACCCCAAAUCGCAACUACGUGUUCCAAUGGCUAUUCUGGGAAUUGGAAAGUCAAUACAAGCGAUAUGUCAAUUAGAGCUGAUUCACAAUUGUAACCGAGUAAAUUAUUCUAAGAACAAAAAACUUCACGACGCCGUCGUAUUUCAAACUUGACUCAACAACGCAACUUAUUUUCAUUUGAAAGAAUUUUAUUAUUAAUUGCGAAUGAUAUAGAAAGAGAAUAAAAUCAAAUCCAAUGUAUGGCACAGUCAAAUACGCGAACAAAUUAAUCGUCACCCCAUCAAGGGUUUCGUAUGGCGACUCAAAGUCAUAACUUCCACUGUUCACUGCCCAACUUUGUUGCUUUACCUUCGCAUCUUCUUAUACUGGUAUUUUUAGUGUUGCAUACAAACGUAGUAUUCGCUUCGGUAGAAUUGAAUGACUCUUUAAGUUCAGAGUUCAACUACACAAACGUUAACUCAACGACAAAUUGGACAUUCUUUGACUACAACACCACAAACACUCACAAACUUCAUAUCAAACACUCCAAGUAUUCGACGCCUGUCACUAUUCUUCUUUCAAUAAUAUUUCUAAUCGUAAUAGUUGGAACUAUUAUUGGCAACAUUCUUGUUUGCGUUGCCGUUUGUCUUGUAAGAAAGCUGAGAAGGCCGAGUAACUAUCUUAUAGUAUCAUUGGCAGUGAGCGAUCUUUGCGUAGCUAUAAUAGUUAUGCCAAUAGCGAUGCUCUAUGAUCUGUUGGGAUCGUGGCCUUUUGGACCUGUUAUAUGUGAUUUCUGGGUAUCAAGUGACGUUCUUUCUUGUGCUGCCAGUAUUUUAAACCUUUGCAUGAUUUCGGUUGAUCGAUAUUACGCAAUUACUAAGCCCUUGGAGUAUGGUGUCAAGAGAACUCCUAAAAGAAUGUUUUUCUGUGUCUUCAUAGUAUGGAUGAGUGCUGCUUUUAUAUCUCUGCCUCCAGUUUUAAUUUUGGGAAACGAGAAGACUGAAACUUCAUGUUCUGUAUCCCAAAAUAAGGUAUAUCAAAUAUAUGCUACACUUGGAUCAUUUUACAUACCAUUGACUGUGAUGAUGGUCGUAUAUUACAAGAUAUUUAGCGCGGCUAGGAAGAUUGUGAAAGAUGAGAAACGCGCUCAAUCACACUUGGAAACACAUUGCUAUCUUGAGAUCAACGUGAAAAAUGGUGGUGCAGCGGAAGCAAGACUUCUGGGUACCCAGCCCACACAACCACCACGAGGUUCAACUGCUAGCACCAAUACAACUAUAAGUGUAGAAAAAACAGAAAGUACUCUCGGAAGGUGCUUCAGCGGGCAGCGUAAAUCUAACGAGUCGCAAUGCCCAAUGCUGUCACAAAAAACUCCAACCAAACCUAUUCAUACAAUCAACCGUUCCACUUCACAAGUCAGUCAGACUCCAGAUAAUAAUAAAAUGCUCCAAGUCAAAGAGAGGCGGAGACAAUCAUCUGAAAAUAGUAACAAGUUAACAGCGAACAGGAUUCGUUCAUCCCUUUCGAAUUUUGCUCAAAAAAGUCACAUUGCCAAAGACUUGCUCCAGUCAUCACAUUCUCCGCACCAGAAGAAGCUACGAUUCCAGCUAGCUAAAGAAAGGAAAGCUUCAACAACACUCGGUAUCAUCAUGUCAGCGUUUGUUGUGUGCUGGCUGCCUUUCUUUGUUCUCGCAUUAGUGAGGCCUUUUGUAGAAGAAGGCACUAUACCUGAUGCUGUCAGCGCCCUCUUUCUUUGGCUAGGUUACGUAAACAGUUUGCUUAACCCCAUAAUUUACGCGACCCUAAACAGGGACUUUAGAAAACCCUUUCAAGAAAUUCUUUUCUUUAGGUGCUCUAAUCUAAAUCAUAUGAUGCGCGAGGAAUUCUAUCAUAGUCAGUAUGGUGACCCUGAUCAGCAUUACUGUGUAAAUAACACUACUAAAGUGCAUAACUAUGAUGAAGGUGUGGAAAUAGUGUCUGCUGUCGACCGGGAGGAGACAAGAGCAUCUGAAAGUUUUCUAUGAUUGUCAAUGCUUCAGGUCGAAACAAGAGACCGAGAUUCUGUGAUCUAAUUAAGACUUUAUUACAUUAAAAUAUUACCACGGUCUAACUGUGUUGGUUUUCUUACGUUGUUCAAACUGUUUUUUAUGUAACUUUUUAUAGCGAUAAGAUAUUUUGAACCGACUAGUCGUUACUAAUUUGUAAAUUAUUAUUCCUCAAAGGUUUUAGUCAUAUUGUUUUUACGAAAAUAUUUUAUGUGGUAUGAGUUUGUGGUGAUCAUUGGGAUAUGUAUGACUUAUUUGGAACACAAGAAGGUUUUCCUUUGUGCAAAUAUAAGCUUCCUAACUAAAAAUAAAAAAGUAUAUCAAGGUUACCACAAAAUAGAUUUUUUUUUUCAACAUAUUUUAUAAAAAAAAAAUCUGCACGAUCUCAAAAUGCAGAGUAAUAUUUUUUAUUUGAAUAUUUUAUAAUCUGUUAAUUAUUUGAGCAGUUGGUCAAUUUUUCUGUGUCAGGACCAAUGGAAAAACUGAGUUAUAUUUAAUUUCAAGAAAACUAUUUCAAUUUUUUCAUACAUAUGCCAUUGUAAAAGAAAAUAAAAUAGUUCAUAAGAAUGGGUGAAUUUUAAUCGCCAAGAAGUGUUGUUUUGGAAUGACCAAAGAGAUAUCUAACUUUAAUAAGAAAAAUACAUUAAUUUAUAGGCUGUUGUGAAUUUAGUACCUAUAGUAUUAAUAACGUAAUAAGUUAUUAUGUGAAAGUUGUAAAUUUUCACCUUUCAAAUUGAGGUCUAUAAGUAUUUUUAAUCCAUGUGAUAGUAGAUAUAGUAAAUAAUUAUGUUUUCCUUCCAAUGAUUUCAUUUCACCUUACAUUAUAUAGAAUAUUUGAAAUUUAACAUAUGUUGUAAUAAUGCUGUAUAUAUAUCGGUAUUUUGUAUAAAAUCACAAAUAUUCUUCAUACUCGUCAAGAAUUGAGGAGCGUACACCCAUAUUGCUAAAUUCAUAUGAAGUGGUACCUACCGUUGGCACUGCCAGAUAGCAUAACAUAGUGCAUAAUAAUAAUUGUACAAAUUAACUUUGUUAUAAUGUAUUAAAAUAUAUUUUGCAGUUUCAUACCGAUAUUCUAUUCUUGUACAACCAAUUUCUGCUAAAUACAUCAACUUUUUAUACCUACAUUACACAUCACUCCUGCAUAUCGCUUAUUUGAUAUAUUUUUCGAAUUUAUAAGUAAUAGUUUUUAUAUCGGCUGUUAAUAUUUAUAAUUUUAUUUUUUUAACUUACUCGGGCAGCUCUUUUUUCGCCCGGACAUGUGCUAUGUUACAGUUUUUGCUAUGGAUGCUUGUGAAAUCUACCAACGAGAUUCUUAAACUCACAUAUAAUUUUAAAAGUUAUUUUUUAUUAUUAGUUUACGUUUCAAAGUUUAUGUCUAUACAUGAAACUUACGGUUGUAAAUUGGUGUAUUUUAUAAACAUACACAGUUAGUUCUAACUAAUAUGGCUCACGCUGAUUCUUUUUUUUUUUAUACAAGGAAAAUACCUGGCAAGCAACAAGGUUAAUUGGGAUUCAC
This is a messenger RNA of Diatraea saccharalis (sugarcane borer), 4059 nucleotides long. NCBI's taxonomy places the organism in Eukaryota, Metazoa, Arthropoda, Insecta, Lepidoptera, Crambidae. The record is from the annotation of a GenBank genome assembly.